This is a messenger RNA of Drosophila grimshawi, 582 nucleotides long. RefSeq lists its product as uncharacterized. The coding region runs from base 1 to 582 and encodes 193 amino acids. The record is from RefSeq and is a predicted model, not a curated record. The transcript is spliced from 2 exons. Lineage: Eukaryota; Metazoa; Arthropoda; Insecta; Diptera; Drosophilidae.
AUGAGAACAAACGCUCGAGCUAGAGCCGGAGCUAGAGCUGGAGCUGAAGCUGGAGCUGGAGCUGGAGCUGGAACUGGUGCAGCCAUCAUCCUGGUGCUGAUUCUGCUGCAAGUGGCUGGCAUAGAGGCCUUAAGAACGGGGUUUCGUCUGCCAAAAAACAUGGGUCGAAAUGCUGCUGCUGCUGCUGCUACUGCUCCCGCUGCCGCUGCUGAGCACGGCAAUGGGCGAGAUCUGUUCAAGAAAUUUAUGUUGUGGCGUAACCUGUUCCCCACUGAGCCGGCACGUGACAAUAUCAUUGUAGUGACACAACCCACGUAUACCACCCUCACGCCCACCGGCACACCGACAACAACAACAACAACAACGACCGCCAACAAUGACGCCAAUUUGCGAAGCUGGCGCAAUCUGGAGGAUGAAGACGCACAGAAUCGCAUUUCCCAACGCACCUCGCACCGCAUCCGGCCAAACACCAAGACUCGAUCGUAUGGUCAGCGACGCAGGCCGCAGCUGAAGAAGAAGAAGAAGACGCGGCAUCGUCACAUACACAAGCGACCGCAACAGCACCGAUAUAAGCAUCGUUAA